Molecule: messenger RNA, 1957 nt
Organism: Manduca sexta (tobacco hornworm)
Lineage: Eukaryota; Metazoa; Arthropoda; Insecta; Lepidoptera; Sphingidae
Product: steroid receptor RNA activator 1-like
Exons: 3
Coding region: 329-943 (204 amino acids)
Biological process (GO): regulation of transcription by RNA polymerase II
Cellular component (GO): nucleus
Source: RefSeq, a predicted model, not a curated record
UACAUUGACUAUGUGUAGCUAAUAUGUCCUUGAUUGUUACUUAUUUUGAUACCGAAGUAUUUUUUUCUUUGAGAUACUUAUAUUUAUAAACUAAAUAAAAUUUUAUGUUCACAAUACUGACAAAAUGAACAUUAUUUCUUUUUGUUCCAUUACAAUUCUGCCAAUAUGUUUUUGUCAAUUGAGUAAUAUUAUUGACAGUUAGUCUGAACUGUCACUCUUGUCAGACUGUCACUUCAUGUUUUAGCCUUUUCUCACUGAAUGUUUUUCAUUAACAUUCUUUCAUAAUUCUUAGUCUUUAGCUACGUAUAAAUAUUUUUUAACAAAUAUAAUGGACAACUGCAACACCACUCCUAAUCAAAGUGUUAAAGGUACAUACGACCCUGGCUGGAACGAUCCCCCAAAAUUUACAUACAACGCACAGAAAACCACGCCUGGCAGGCCUCGAAACUUUUUAAAUAAAAGGGUCGCAUUCCCUUUAUCGAAUUCAUCGACUCCUACCCCUCCAGCGCCUGUAAAUUUACCUCCGAUGCCUGCAUUAGUGCCUUCUGCACCUCCCAUUUAUAGUAAUAAUGUAAAGAACCAAAUUGAAGAUGUUCAAAUGGACAGUGAGAAUAUCCUAAAAGAAGUAAAAGGAUCCCUUUUAGAAAUAUUGGAAAACAGUAUUGAAUUGGGAUCUAAAGCUAAUGAUAUCAAGCGACGAAUAGCUAUCAUGGAGGAAAUGUGGCUUGGUGGGAAAUUAAAUAACAAUGUAUAUAUGCAAAUGAAGGAUUUGGCUUCAUGUCUGAAAGGUGAUGAGCCAAUGAAAGCAGAUGAAAUUCACAGGGCACUUAUGGUAGAUCAUGUGAGUGUGGUGGGCACAUGGAUGCCAGGAGUCAAGCAGCUUAUACACAACUCCAUAGCCCGAAGUGAAUUAUUAGGUAUAGAAGCUACUGAUGACAGUUAGUCUUCAUUGACAGAUGAUCCACGUCUUGAUAACAAAUUAUUUCUAUGGUAAUUCAUUAUCUCCAAUUAAAUUUUGUGUGAGAAAUGUCCUUAAUGAACUGUGUGUUUGGGUUGUACUAUGGUCAACUUCAUGGAUUUCCUUCAGCCUGAACAUGAUUCAGUUCUAGACAGUAACCUUCCAAUUUUCUUCCAUUGUCUGGUAUCGGGAAAACUUGCAAUUUAUGAUUAUUAUCAGAACCAUUUAUCUAUAAUAAAUCAAAUUUAUAAAUUGAUAACUGAAUAAGAAUUAUAGUAGUUAACUUAUAAACAUGCUGUGCAUACAUUUUAUUAUUUACAUAAUACCUAUAAAAUACUUAACUAAAGAAAUCUGUAUUAUAUGGAAUUAUUAUUUUGCUGUGAUUAUUUUAGAUACAUAAAUUAUCAUGUAUAAUUUUUUUGCUUGUGAAUAUAACCAGGGCUAGACUGGGUUUGAAUUUCUCUGUUGCUUCUGUAGACUUAUUAACAUAUUGAUGUUCAAAUCAAUAUAAAAAAUGUAUUGGAUCUAAGCCUGCAAAGUUCCUUAAGUUUGGUGUAACAGUGAUCAAUACUGUUUAUUUUUUAAAGAUCACCCUAACAUUUUCUCCUAGAACAUGUGUAAGUUGUUAAGUUACAUAAAUAACUAAUAUUACAUACACCAAGCUGGAUUUAUUUUUAUCUAAUAUUGAAGAAGUGAAUUUGUAUAUUAAUUGAUGCAUUUUCAUAUUUAUAAAUAGUUUUGAAAACAUUUUUUUUCAUGUAAAGUGUGAAAUUCUUCCUUAAAAAAAUUGUCUAAUCUAGUCUCUAAUACAAACUUAUUGUGCUUAAUUGCUAAUCCAUAAGUGAUAAAGUAUUUUGUAAGCAAAUAUGUGAUUACAAUUUUAUUUUUAUCCUUUCUAUAUAUUUUGGUGCUUUCUAAUUCUGAAAUGGAAGUUUAAAACAAUGUACAAGAUGAUUUUGUAUCGUGAAGUAUGUAAAUAAACAAAUUUUUAUGAUAAAA